AUGAUGUGGGGAAUAGCAGCCGCCGUGGCGUCCGCGGCCGCCGUCGCCGUGGCCUCCGGCGCGGAGCUCCUCGCGUGCGACCGCGCCCCGACGCCGCCGACCGCCGCCGCGGUCGUCGUCGGCAGAUGCGACGGGUUCCUCUUCCGACAGCGGUUCCUGCUGCUUUCGCAGGAAUCCUCGUCGUCGAGCGGCCGGGACGACAGGUUCGCGCCGAGGUUCGACGGGCUGCGGUUCGUCGAGACGCUCGUCACGGCGCACCGCUGA
Triticum turgidum subsp. durum (durum wheat) is the source of this 264-nucleotide messenger RNA. The record is from the annotation of a GenBank genome assembly. NCBI's taxonomy places the organism in Eukaryota, Viridiplantae, Streptophyta, Magnoliopsida, Poales, Poaceae.